GUGUGCCCGCCGGCGAGUGCGAGGGGCGCUGCGUGUGCCCGGGCUCGCUCCUGCUCCCGGCUCCGGCCCGCCGAGAGGGAGCACCGCGGGCAGCCGGGGCUCUCAUCCCGGGGAGGAGGGUCGCAGCCCUGCCCGGCGCCUCCCUCCUCCCCGCCGCCGGGGCGAUGCCGCGCCCUCCGUGCCCUGCCUGCCGGCGGCCCCGCGGCUCCGCGCCGCGCCCGGCGGCGUAGCGAGCCCGGCUGGGCAGGGGGGCGGCCAUGGGGGCUGCCGCCCCCGCGGCUCUCGGCGCCGAGCGGAUUACGAAGGAGCGGCUCGGGGCGGCCCAAGGGCGGCCCGGCAUGUAGAGCCUGACGGAGCGGCGCGGAGGUUGCCUGGUCACUAUGAACAAUGGCCCAGCUAUACUACAAAAAGGUAAACUAUUCACCAUACAGAGAUCGGAUCCCGCUGCAGAUUGUGCGAGCAGAGGCAGAGCUCUCGGUGGAGGAGAAGGCCUACCUCAGCGCCGUGGAGAAGGGGGACUAUGCCAGCGUGAAACAUGCCUUACAAGAGGCGGAGAUCUACUACAACAUCAACAUUAACUGUAUGGAUCCUCUCGGUCGCAGUGCCCUUUUAAUAGCCAUAGAGAACGAAAAUCUGGAGAUCAUGGAGUUACUCCUGAGCCACAGUGUGUACGUGGGAGAUGCUCUGCUCUACGCGAUACGGAAAGAGGUGGUGGGAGCUGUGGAGCUGCUGCUGAAUUACAGGAAGCCAAGUGGUGAGAAGCAGGUUCCAACCUUGAUGAUGGACACACAGUUUUCAGAAUUCACUCCAGAUAUCACCCCAAUAAUGCUGGCGGCUCACACCAACAACUACGAAAUCAUCAAACUGCUUGUCCAAAGACGGGUAACGAUUCCACGCCCACACCAGAUCAGAUGCAACUGCGUGGAGUGUGUCUCCAGUUCAGAGGUGGACAGCCUGAGGCACUCCAGGUCAAGGCUGAACAUCUACAAAGCCUUAGCCAGCCCUUCGCUGAUUGCCUUAUCGAGCGAGGACCCGAUCCUGACGGCUUUCCGACUGGGCUGGGAGCUGAAGGAGCUCAGCAAAGUGGAAAAUGAGUUCAAGGCUGAAUAUGAAGAGCUUUCCCAGCAGUGCAAGCGUUUUGCUAAGGACCUUUUGGACCAAGCACGGAGUUCCCGAGAACUGGAGAUCAUUCUCAAUCACAGAGAUGAUCAGAGCGAAGAGCUGGACCCCCAAAAAUGUCAUGAUUUGGCAAAGCUAAAGGUAGCAAUAAAGUAUCACCAGAAAGAGUUUGUUGCUCAGCCAAACUGCCAGCAGCUACUAGCAACGCUUUGGUACGACGGUUUUCCAGGAUGGAGGCGGAAACACUGGGCAGUAAAACUCUUGACCUGUGUCACCAUCGGACUGCUGUUCCCUGUGCUAUCUGUGGCGUACCUGAUCGCACCGAAGAGCAGGCUGGGACUGUUCAUUAAAAAGCCAUUUAUCAAGUUUAUCUGCCACACCGGCUCGUACCUAACCUUCCUCUUCAUGCUCCUGCUGGCAUCGCAGCACAUCGUCAGGACCGACCUCCACAUGCAGGGCCCGCCUCCCACCAUCGUGGAGUGGCUGAUCCUGCCCUGGGUUCUAGGUUUUAUUUGGGGAGAAAUCAAGGAAAUGUGGGAUGGUGGAUUCAAUGAGUACGUACAUGACUGGUGGAAUCUGAUGGACUUUGCAAUGAACUCCCUCUACCUUGCAACUAUCUCCCUUAAAAUUGUUGCCUAUGUCAAGUAUAACGGCUCUCGUCCAAGGGAGGAAUGGGAAAUGUGGCACCCCACUCUCAUUGCAGAAGCCCUCUUUGCAAUAUCCAACAUUUUAAGUUCCUUGCGUCUCAUAUCCCUGUUUACAGCAAAUUCACACCUGGGACCCUUGCAGAUUUCUCUGGGACGCAUGCUGCUAGACAUCCUUAAAUUCCUUUUUAUCUACUGUCUGGUGCUUCUGGCUUUCGCCAAUGGACUGAACCAGCUUUAUUUUUAUUAUGAGACCAGUGCCUCGGAGGAACCCAACAACUGCAAGGGGAUCCGAUGUGAGAAACAGAACAAUGCCUUCUCCACACUUUUCGAGACCCUCCAGUCACUCUUCUGGUCUGUGUUCGGUCUGCUGAAUCUCUACGUCACCAACGUGAAAGCCAGACAUGAGUUCACAGAAUUCGUUGGAGCCACUAUGUUUGGAACCUACAAUGUCAUCUCUCUCGUCGUGCUGCUGAACAUGCUCAUAGCCAUGAUGAACAACUCCUACCAGCUCAUUGCUGACCAUGCAGACAUAGAGUGGAAGUUUGCACGGACAAAGCUCUGGAUGAGUUACUUUGAUGAAGGUGCCACUCUGCCCCCUCCUUUUAACAUCAUCCCGAGUCCCAAGUCCUUCUGGUACCUUUGCAAGUGGAUUCACAAGCAGCUGUGCCCAGGCAACGACUCCGACAAUGAACAGAAGAGGCAUGAAAACCUCAAAACAUUCACAGAAAGGCAUGCUGACAACCUCAUUCAGAAUCAACAUUACCAGGAAGUGAUCAGAAACCUUGUGAAAAGAUACGUUGCAGCAAUGAUCAGAACUUCCAAAACCAAUGAAGGUUUGACUGAAGAAAAUUUCAAGGAAUUAAAACAGGACAUCUCAAGUUUUCGCUACGAAGUCCUUGAUCUCCUGGGAAACAGGAAGCCCCAGAGGAGAAGUUACUCUACCAGCAGCACAGAGGUGUCCCAAAAGGAUGAAACAAACGAGGAUAGUGCUGGGGAAAAAUCCAAAGCCAAGAGCGUGUCUUUCAAUGUAGCCAACAAAAAGAAGGACUUCAAUGUAUCUGCUCUAAUUAAAACCAUGUCUGGGAUUGAUAUGGUGGAAGAGAAGCCAAAAAGCAAUGGGAUCAGUAAGCGCUCCUUCAUCCGAAAUGGAAAUAGAGUUCAGAGGCUUUCCAGCUCCAAGAAGGAGUCCUUUAAGAGACUGGGCCUGCUGUUCUCCAAAAUGAACGGGCAUGUCCCUGAAGCAAAUUCAGAGCCCAUGUACACUAUUUCAGAUGGAAUUAUUCAGCCACACUACAUGUGGAAAGACAUUAAAUAUUCUCAGAUUGAUAAAGAGAGAGAAGAGAAUUGUUCCAAAAGUGAAAUUAACCUCAAUGAGGUGGACUACAGUGGGAACACGAGACUUACAGGACAGAGCAAGGAGUGCCCUGUGGUUUGUACCAGCUCCCUUCACUGUGCUUCCAGUAUUUGUUCCUCUAACUCCAAACUUUUAGACUCAUCAGAGGAUGUGUUUGAUUCAUGGGGAGAGGCUUGUGACUUGUUUAUAAACCAGUGGAAAGACGGGCAGGAGGAUCAUGUAACAACUCGGCUAUAAGUAAGGCUACCUUAACACCUGCUAGAAAACUUAGCUAAUUAUUUGUAAUUGUUUGCUCUCACCUGAUUCAGCAUUAUGAAUUCCUUUCUGUCCACAGGAGAAAAAAAUGUAAAAUUACUUAUGUUAACCUAUUUUAUAGCCAUCUGCACCUUUUUUAGUUUACUUUUUUACACUCACAAAUACUGAACUGAAGGUUUCACUAUUUAUAAGGUCACUGUAAACUACGGGACUCCUUCGGAUGCAGUCUUUGAAUCCCACAUAAUUCAGACACGCUGGUGGCGGAGUAGAGGAUUCCUCCAGUGCACUCAUCAUCUUCCCAGCACCGCUGGGUUAUCAUCGCUGCUAUCCAACACCAUCAGUUCCGCAUCCUGCUCAAACUCCUCGGCAUCACAACCAGCUGGUGAGCAGUGGCUUAGCAGGAGGCUGAGAAUCAUAUUUGCAAUCUUCUUAGAAAGUGUUUCAGGUUACAACUGGCUUUUUGUUUUCUUUAAGCAAUACAACCUCUGAUUCUUUCAGCUGCGUGUUUUUUGUUGUUGUUGUUUUUUUUUUUCAGGUCAUUAUAUCCAUAUUGUAAAGUGUUACUGAAUAAGAGACACCUUUGAUCAUGUGGCUAGAACGUGAUGAUUUGCUCAUUUAUCUAAUUGCUAUUAAGAAAUUCCCCUCGUAGGGAGCAGAAUGACCUCCCAGUUCGGCUGGCAGUGGAAGCCAGCACCUGGCCCUGCCACCAACUUCUACAUAGAUGAAUGGACACACAGCCAGCUGUGGCUGCUUGAAAGAGAAACCUCAGAGUGGUUCUCCUAUCACUGACAGGGUGCACCAAAACCCAGCCCUAAGCCUCCCCCUUACACCCACCCCCCUGAGCUGCAUUUGGGUUUUGAAAUCCCUGGCUUUAUUUCCACUGCUGCAUUCCUUUUUUUUUGCUGCCUCCCUGGUCAAUGUCACGCUGUUAGGUAGAAAACCGUCCUCCUGGUGUACAGCAGCCACUGCCCUGGGUCUGUGAGCUGCAUUUCUGAAGAGCAAGCUCAGCAGUAGCAGCUCAGACCGCAGCUGGCACCCUGGGAAGUUGCUGCAGUUCCUUUUCUAAGGUGCACCAAAAAGCAGUGCAGCAGUAGAUGUUACCCUGCUGUAUCUUUAUGGUUUUUUCACCCCUACGGUUGUGCUAGGCCCUGUCUAGAUAUUACCAAGUCCCUGCGUUUUUGUCCUAAGGAGCAUGAGACAGAGGAGAAGACAAUAAGGGCAAAAUGGUUGACACUGCUUUUUAACAACUUGAUACCUGAAUUUUCUUCCAUGUUGUUGCUAAGAAAUGCAGAUGACUGGCACCUGCUGCUGCUUCAGAGCCGUCAGCUUUCUUGGAAGAAGCAAGGCCUGAGCUCAGAGAUGGCCCUGCCUUACCCCAAAGCUUCCUUACGAGUCCGUGCAGCCAGGCUAAAGGCUCUGUUCCCAGGACAGGUCACAGGAGCUGGAGCAUAGCCCAGGGGCAGGUGUCAAAAAAUCACCUCUUGUGUGCAAUACAUUGGGAACUGCAUUUGAAAAAAGCAUUUAUGAAGGCUGGAAAAUCUACACCAACACCCCUGGCUCAUGAGAAGCUCUGAAUGCAGAGCUCGAGGUGGAGGAUACAGCCAGCCACAGUGCCAAGAAAAAAGAGCAGCUAGGAGCAGAGACUCAAAUGUGUUUCUGUUCUCCUUGCUCAUGAACGAUGCCAGCCUUGUUACCAGCAUGCAGGACAAAGCCCAAAAUAUUUAAGCCCCUAGACAGGCUAGUUAAGACAGAGUGAAAAGCAUUCUCAUAUCAACAGAUUUCAGGCUUGAUACUAAUUGCAGGGUUAGAGCAGCCUUUGAAAAUUGCAUCUCCUCUUCCUGUAAGCAAGGCUGAGCAAACUGACUUUGGCACUACACAGGGAGACUUGCAGAAUCGUAGGGUCAGAAGCAAUUUGCUGAUCUUCCAAGAAAUCCAGCAGCCCUCUCUUUUACGAUGCAAAUCCACCCGUAUGCGAGAGCUGCAGUGAGAACCAACUGAAGGCGAGUCUCAGAGCAGCCCACAAUAAAAGCCUGCAGUUUAAUAAACCAGCCUCAGCACAUUUCUGGGAACACAAACGUUAGCAAGAGCUGCUACAGGGGGAUGAAGGGAAGGGUUUGAAUCAUUUUAUGCCUCACCUAAGCACAUUGCAGUUUAGGAACUCUGCUUGACACGGGGCAGCACAUCUUUGUUACCUUCUAGCACGUAGGAAUGAAAACAACUCCAGCAUGGUUAUGCAGAUUACAUCAGCUGGGUUUAAAGCAGGUGUGGAAGCAGGGUUCAUAUCCUUGGAUGGUGGAAGGGCUUUUAAUUUUUCCAUGAGAGCAAGCACGCUGCUACUGGCAAUGACUAAAUUGUGCCAUUCAACUGCAGCCCUAUGGUAACGGGUACAAAUCUCAAAAUGAAAUGCAAUUAACUCUGCAGCAGUGCCCCCCAAAAAUGGAAAAAUUACACUGGGCAAUGCAAAUCCCUUCUGUACGAACCGCGUGAGUCACGUUCCCCUGCCGUGCCCAGAAAGGGCAGGGGUAGGAACUGCCACAUUGUAAUGGCACAGUGAAUCAGGCAGUCUGCAAUAAUUCCUUGGUAAUGGUAUGUUGAACACCAGAGGUACAUCAUGGGGCUGCUUGGCUGGGGCUCCUGCGGGAUUUGUUUCAUGAUUCAGAUACUUCCUAGCUCCCAGCUAUGAGCCAGCCUCAGCUGACUUUUGAAUUUCACAAAAAAUAUUUGAUUUGUGUUAGUGAUUUAUGCAUGUGUCCAGGAGGAGUUUCCAAAACUGUCAGACUGAUCCCCAAAAAGCCAAGUCUGUGUGACUGCACCUAUGCACCCCCUUUGGUAGCAAUAGACUUCACAGCAACUAGUCAAUUAUUAUUGUUGUUAUUACUACUCUUAAGCAGGAGAUUCAGGUGAAGGAAAUUUAAAUAUUUAGUGAAAAUACAUUUGAUAAGCUUCAAGGAUAGUCAUUAUACACACGCUAGGAAUUUGGGAUCAUACCAGGCUUGGUCACUUGUCCUGUCUUUAGGUUUCCUGCUCUUGAAGUAGCUUUAUUUCUCACCUCCCAUCCCUGGUGUCUUUUUCACCUGUUGUUUUAAAGCAUCACACCUAAAAACCAUCACCAGGAGAAAGGUAACACCAACAUCCAGGUACAGAGCACCACACAGAGCUAGGAGGUGUUUGUACUCAGGUCAGAGAUCGAAGAAGUUCUUUCAGAAGUAAGAAAUCCAGCAGCAUCUCUCCGCAGAUUAUUUGGGUAAUUGUAUAUUAGUCAUGUACUAGUGCGUGUGUAAAUACUCAGCUGUUUGCAUAGAGGUCCCUGCAGGAGCAGCACGCGCAGUGGUUCGGGUGCAGGAUCAGAAACGAGGACUUCUGAGGCCUGUUCCCAGCUCUGCCACUGCCUCACCUGUGACCUUGGGCAAGUCACUUAGCCUCUAACGCCUCAGUUUCCCCAUCUGUAAAAUAGGGACAAUAAUUACUUACCUACCUCGCGGGGGGGUUAGUUCAUUAUUUAUAAGCACUUUCAGAUCUUCAAUUUAAAGGCGCUAUAUACAGUCAGUAGUUGAUACUCGUAGCAGUGGUAUGUACUUUUGUUUUCUUAUGACUAAUUCAGGUUAGGACUUAGCUAUGUACGUUACGAUAGUUUUCCAUGUAGAAAACUAGCAUGAUUUCCCACGAGGGGAAUUUUGGGGACUUCUGCAGUAGACAGAGAGCAGGAGCAGCAUACCUUGUAAGCCUAAACUCUGACAUCCUCGCUUGCGUGCUUUGUGCCUCAUCUCACUGUACUGCAUUUGUGUUUCACCCUUUUUCUAACGGCAUGUGUAAAUUUUUAACAGAAACAGUCACUGUAAGUAUUAUUUAAAUAAAUGCAUUCAUAUAUAAAUGUAAAACCUUACCUUUUGAGUAGGUUAAGAGCCUCCUAGGUUGGCUCUUGUGCCUCUGUGAGGGCUUCACCCUCAUUUCUCCUUGGUAUGGUUGCUUUUUCUGUAGUGCUUGCUCAGAUAAGAGCCUUUCCUUUGAGUUAGAGGAGCUCUGAGACUCGCAUGGUGAGGGCACGACCUGCAUUUUGAGCUCUCUUCCAGGAGCAGGAGCAGUUGCAGGGUGUCUCCAGCAGACAUUUGGAGAAGUCCAAGUACUGUAAGCAGGGACCUGACUUACUCCUGGGCUAUCUUGCAGAGUCACAAAGCUACAGGAGCACCAGCUGCUCUGUGCCAGUAACCGCAGGUCCCGCUUCCAUUGGGACUUCUCGGCCUUGCUUUGAAGUUUCUAUUUUCCUUUCCCAAAGGCCGAAACCUCACACGCUUAAGUUUACCAGGAAGACAUUCAAUUUCGGUUUAGUUUUCGGCUGAAUUCUCCCUCAACCAGUCUGUCUGCUGCGUGCCAACACAGAGAUGUCCACGAGAAAGCCGCGUGCAGCCUCAGAGGCCCCUUCCCAAGGAACAGCAUCGCCCCCCCACCUGUUAAAACUCGACAAAAAACAGAAUGGAGAAGAAAAAAAAGCAAAGCCACCCAAAUCACAAAGGCUGCCUAGAAUUAAGGAAAGCUGUCACCUUACUAAAAGCUCUCUGGGGCUGUCUUUGGGGUGGGUGCACCCCGAGGGCCCCUUCCUCUCCCGGCAGCAGCCAGCAGCAGCAGCGGCUUCCAUUCACGCAGAGACAAAAUUAAUUGGAAUCAGUGAGACUGCCGUGAAUAACAAAUCCACUUGCUGGAGUAGCAUCUGAAAUAAACUUACCAAAAUAACCUGCAGUUUUCAGCAAAUGCGUAAUUUGAAGCCCAACAAAUAUAAAACCAAUCCCUCACUGGAUUUUUUGGGGGUGCGGAGGGGCAGUCUGGGCUGGCCACCUAAGUGUAUUUUCAAACCCUUUGUAAUUCAACUCAAUCGAGUUUUCACACUCCACUUUCCCUGUUUCAGACCAUUACACUUGUACAAACAAGUCAUUUAUGCGAUUUUCACAUAAUUCCCUCCACCCAAACUAACUACUGCUCUCGAGUAAGUUGAUGAUCAAGAAUGAUGCUUAAAAAGAAAUCUAAAUCUUAAAAAAAAAAAAAAAAAAAAAAAAAGUACAUGUAAAAGGCAAAAGAAGCAUUUGAUCCUUAACUUCCAAAUGUUUGAUAGUGUGUUAUGUUUCAGGGAAACACUUUUACUUGCUCUGCUUUUUUAAGGUGUGCAAAAAUAAAUAAAAAAAUAAAGCCAACAGUAACUCCCAGCCUAGCUCAAAUCACCCACAGUGUUGAAAGCCAAGUCGAUCGUGCAAUUCUGUCUUCAUACAUGGACCCUACUCAGUCGAUGGCUCACCAACUAUGGAAAACAGCACUGCCCAUUCCUGCUGGCCAGCAUAUCCUCCUUCAGCAUGGCUUCUUUUGUUUCUUUCGGGGAUUUUCUUCCGUUUCCCCUCCCAUUUACAGCAUUUCCAUCAGCAGUAACUCCUAAGCCAGGAGAAACAAUGUGCUUAGACCGAGAGGUGAUCAAUCCAGGAGCUGUCCUUUCGGCACACGAGCUUAACAGAACACUGUGAUACCUUUAGCCAACAGAAUGAAAUGCCUUUUGACUAUAAAUAGUUGUUUUUGAGCAAGGGGGGCACUUUUUGGUGUAGCUAUUUUUUGGGGUAUUGUACAGUUUUAUUUAAAAACUACUGAAUGUGUUUAUAAGGUGGGUGUGGGAACUAGAGGGCUAGGGAUCUUUGAGAAGCAAAAGGAUGGUAGCAGACGCUUAAGUACUCUAUUUUCUAUAUGGCAAGCCCUAGAGAAUUGGGCUUACACUGCAAACAAGCUUUUUUUAGCAAUCCAGUUUUAAUAUCAAAGUAAAUCUUCAUAGAAAAGCUAUCACAGAAACAGCUUCACACCUGAUCAUAUUCUAAAACGCCAUUUCAUGGGAUAAAAAAAAAAGUGAGGCUUUUUUCCUCUUUUAUUUUUCAUCAAAACCUUAAUGGCCUUUUCCAGGCAACAGAGCUUUCAGAUGUUUGGAGAAUUUUGCUUAUGUAAAGACAGAGUGGGGACCUCAGCAUUUGCCCAUUGAGCAGUAGUAGCCACCCCUAGAGGAAGGGGAGGAUGAAAAGGGGGAAGAGCAAAAAGCAAAAACAAAUGCUUAGUUUUAUGUACUUUUCUACUUGCAUCUUUUCUGUCUGUAGUGCAGAUUCCACGUCAUUCCCUUGCAUAACAUGUACAAAUGAAAUGUAUAUAAAUAAAUAAAAAUAUUUAUUUUAUGUGUAUUUUUAGCUUAACUGUAAACUGAAAAAAAAAUAAAGCAUUUAAUUUUUUUCCCAAAAAUGUAAGCCUAUUGAAAUUCAAGGUGUUUCUACCUUUUCAGAUGUAACAUUUCCAGCUGCCUAUUGAUAAUAAACAUUUAUGAACAGUAAA
Messenger RNA from Anas platyrhynchos (mallard), 9720 nucleotides. RefSeq names its product transient receptor potential cation channel subfamily C member 5 (gene TRPC5). NCBI's taxonomy places the organism in Eukaryota, Metazoa, Chordata, Aves, Anseriformes, Anatidae. Gene Ontology annotation, biological process: calcium ion transmembrane transport; regulation of cytosolic calcium ion concentration. Gene Ontology annotation, cellular component: cation channel complex; plasma membrane. Gene Ontology annotation, molecular function: inositol 1,4,5 trisphosphate binding; store-operated calcium channel activity; protein binding. The record is from RefSeq and is a predicted model, not a curated record.